AUGACAAAAAUAACGACCAAAGAAUUUCCUGAAUUUGAUAAAAAACUAAAUGAACUACUUGAAAGAAAACCGCCUGGGACUAGUGCUUCAAAAAUAAAAGACCUAACUAAAAUAGCUCUUAAUACCCCAAAGCAAUACAAAAAUAUUGUAUACAGUAUACAAAAAUUCAUUCAAAGAUGUCCAUCUGAUUACAAAUUGGGAGCAUUAUAUGUGUUAGAUUCAAUAUCACAAUCAGCUCUCAAAAAAAAGGUAUUGGUAAUGUCAAAAAAAGUUGAUGACAUCUCAUCAAACACAAACACAUCUCAAUCAUCUUCACCAUCAUGGACAGGCAUAGAAUAUCUUGAUAGAUUUGAGAAACUAUUGGAGGAAAUGUUUACCCAUAUAAUGCAAUUGGAGCGUGUGCUUGACCUAUGGUAUGACAAAGAAGUUUAUAACAAGGAGGUUAUUCAAAGAAUAAAAGACAUCUAUUUUAAUCAAAUCACUCUGAUCACUCAAUUGGUUAACAGUGUUAAUGAGACAAAAUCAGUAAUUGUUUCUUCUUCUAAUAAUGAUCCUAAAAAUAUGAAUCCCACAACAAUGGAUUCCUCAGCAUUAUUGGCCACUUUAAAUAAUCUUACACAAGGAACUUUAAACAUACCCUCUUUUCUAUCAUCUAACCCAAUAAUAUCAAAUACAUCAAUGCAACCCAAUGCACCAACACCUUUCAAUAAUGUUCCUGUCAACUCCAAUCAACCUCCUCAUCCAAUUCCUCCGCCUCAUCAAAUUCUACAGCAACAGCAACCACAAUUACCUACCACAUCAUAUACUGCAAAUAUUACACCAUUAUCAACAAAUAAUAAUAAAUAUGUACACUCACCAACUGUUCAAAAUUCCAAAUAUUCAACAACAACUAAUGAUAAUAGCAUUGGCACCAACGAUAAAAAUAUGUCAGAACCAAAUAUUACCACAAAACAAACUCCAUCAGAUCCUAAUCAACUAAUAACUACACCACCACAUAAAAAUCAACAUCAACAAAUCUCACCAGGUAAUAUUCAACAACCUAGUCCACCAUUUCCUUUUAAUCCAUUACAACCUUGGAUAUCACCAACUGGUCAACCAUCACAAUUACAAACAAAUAUUCCACCACAACAAUUUCAUGCUAUGCCUUGGAAUAAUAAUGGUGCUCAACAAAAUCUUAUGCAACCUGCACCAUGGAACUCAAAUGCUUCACAACAACCAAAUGUUCCUUUUAUAACACCUCUUGGAUAUAAUGGUCCACCAACAUCUGUCCCACCAGUAUCACAACCUGUUUAUUCAUUACCACCACCUGCUGCUACUAAUGCUUCUGCUAUGAGUAAUAUUACUGGUGCUGCUGGUGCUAAUCCACCUCAACAGCAGCCUGGUCAACUAUCUCCCUCAGGUGUUCCAUUAACAGCAGGAUCAAUUCAACCAACUUCUCAAAUUCCAACAGUUACUCCAAUUGCUCCAGUUACUCAAACAGUAGCAUAUCAAUCAUCUCCACAACAAACACCAAUACCACAAGACAUAUGUCUUGUAUAUGAAGAUCAAAGUGUUGGAAUGGAAUAUAUCAAAGUUUUAAGUCGGACACUUUAUGUUGGUAGUGUUUCAGAAGAUAUGCCUAAAGAUGUUAUGCAAGAAAUGUUUAAAAAAUUUGGUUCUGUCGCAAGUGUUACAGUAUGA
This is a messenger RNA of Entrophospora candida, 1680 nucleotides long. The record is from the annotation of a GenBank genome assembly. Lineage: Eukaryota; Fungi; Glomeromycota; Glomeromycetes; Entrophosporales; Entrophosporaceae.